Molecule: messenger RNA, 204 nt
Organism: Paramecium sonneborni
Lineage: Eukaryota; Ciliophora; Oligohymenophorea; Peniculida; Parameciidae
Source: the annotation of a GenBank genome assembly
AUGAGUUUUGCUAUUGGUUUUACAGCCUUAUGCUUUUAAGCAUUAGUUUUGUAUCCUUGUCAUGAAACAAUCUCUGAGUAAGUACAUAAAUUAGAGGACAACAUUACAAGAUUAGAAUAAAUGGAAGUAGAACUAAAAACACACAUGGAAAAGAAUCAAGAUUUAAUUAAGUAAUAAAUAUUGAAGAAUGCAAAACAUAUCUGA